AUGGGCCGUCUACUGAACUUCGUUCCCACUGUCGCGGCUCGCGCGGCUGAAUGGGUCCUCCGCCGUCUACCCCCUGAAUUGUUUUCCACAUCGCUGAUCGAAGACUACCCAGGUCAUAACAGCACGGUACAGCAAGCAUUAGAGAGCCUGGUGGUGUGGGAUUCGGUGUUCUUCCACCGCAUUGCACUCUGCGGUUACGAGUUCGAGCAGGCCUAUGCUUUUUUCCCGCUCCUGCCCUUGCUCAUGCGACUCCUCGCCACUGCCACUCCCUUUCGUUUGCUUCUCCCCAUUCUCGGAGCUCCAGCCACAUUUGCCCUUGUGGGACUGCUGCUCUCCAAUGCCACCUUUAUUGCUGCAGCAUACUGCCUUUUCAGGCUGACCGAAUGUGUUCUUUCUGACUCGCGCUUGGCCCUCCUCUCCUCCCUCUUCUUCUGCCCCACCCCCGCCUCCACUUUUUACUCUGCCAUCUAUUCCGAAAGCCUAUUCGCUCUGCUCUCCUUCGCUGCCAUGUGGCGCGUUGUGAGUGGCCGAUGGUUCUCGGCAUCCCUCCUAAUCGCCCUCUCAGCAGCAGUGCGCUCAAACGGCGUCCUGCAUGCAGGCUUCUUCCUCUUCUCACUGCUGCAGGUGCGCGCCUCUAGUGAGUCUGCAGGUAUGUUCCUCUUCUCAUCGCCCUCUCAGCAGCAGCUCACUCCAACGGCAUCCUGCACUCAGUCUUCUUCCUCUUUGCCACACUGCAGGUAUACUAUCAUCUCCUCUUUGCCUCCCUCCCUCUUUGCAUCGCUGCAGCUUGCAAGCGUGCACUCCCUCCCUCAUAAUCUCCCUCAACCCAAUACCGAACUGACUGGCUCUGCUCUUGCUCCCCUUCCUCUUCCUCCCUGCCUCCGCCUCUCCUUCAACCAGCAGUUCCCACAUCCAACCUCUGUUGCAGUGGCAGCAGCAGGGCCCUUCAUUCUCCCUCUCCUGCCAUUCCAGCUGCUGCAGCGGUUGAUCAAUGCUGUCAAGAAGCAAGGGAGUGAACCGAGAGAGCAGCACCCCCCUCACAAGUCAUCUGAGAAAAGGGCGGAGAGAAGAGUGGCAGCAACGGAACGGGCAGCAGACCGAAUCGGGCCGCUUCUGGAAAGGAAGCGGCAACUGUGCCGCAAGAGGCUCCUACCCAUCCUCCUCUCCACCGCCCUCUGCUGCCUCCUCUCCUUCUCCCUCCUCCUCUCCUUCCAAUUCUUCCCGUUCACUCAGUUCUGCCGCCCUGCUGCUAGCACCAGAACGUCCCCGGCCAGUGAAACGCCUCACGACAUCCCCCCCUGGUGCCUGGACUCCGUUCCUUACAUUUACGGCUAUGUUCAACGCAAGUACUGUUCUUCCGCCCUGCUGCUAGCACCAGAACGCCUCGAGACACCCCCUCCUGGUGCGUAA
Closterium sp. Naga37s-1 is the source of this 1410-nucleotide messenger RNA. The record is from the annotation of a GenBank genome assembly. NCBI's taxonomy places the organism in Eukaryota, Viridiplantae, Streptophyta, Zygnematophyceae, Desmidiales, Closteriaceae.